AUGCUUCGGUGCACACGGACACCCCUCCCAAACCGACUCCUCCAAUCCCUCCCCCGACGACACCUCUCAUCCACGCCCACACCCAAAGCUAAAGCUAAAGCCAAGUCAUCUCCCCCCAAAACCACGCCUCCCACGCCCACAAAUUCCAAACCCAAACCCAAUUCCCAACCCAAACCCAAAGCAAAAUCGCGUCCCGGACCCACACCCGUACCCCCACCCACUGCCCCUACGGGCCCACACUCCCAACUCCAAACACCCUUAUCAAACCUCGCGAACCGCGCAUUCGUCAUCGAAUCCCGCGUCCCAUUCUGGCAGGCCAAGUUCCGCGCGCCACAGUCGACGCCUGUGGUGCUGUGUAUCGUCGGGUUCGCAGUGAGCUCACUCUACUUCUCCUCAACCGCCAUCCCCCCACCCCCACCCCCUCCAAACUCCUCACAAUCCACAGAAGAUCCCCCCUCCUCCUCACUCACAUCAACCCUAACCUCCCCAAUCCGCUUCAUCCUCCGCCCCAUCUUCGCCUCCCCCUCCGAGCGGGACGCCGCACAGGACAACUGGCGGUACUACGCCGGGAUCGCAACGGGCGGCGCCGCGCUCGUGUUGGCGCUGUGCACGCAUAUGGUUGGGGCUAGGUAUGUGCGGUAUAUGGCUGUUGUCCCGCCUAAACCGGGUAUGGGGGCGGUGGGGAGUGCAGGGAAAGUGGGAGCAGGGAAGAAGGGAACGGGCACAGCGAGUAUAGAGAUAUACUCCGCAUUCCGACGUCAUCCCAUCUCGUGCCCUAUCUCCCAAACCACACUGAUCUCCCCACUUCUCGACCCGUCCUCUCCCUCUCCCUCCUCCUCCUCCUCCUCCUCCUCCUCCCUUACCUCCACCCCAAAACCAACAACAACAACAACCGGACGCCCAACCCUCCGCACAAUCCGCAUCCAAGGCCCGCCCUCCUCCCCGCGCAGGCUCGGGUGGGGUCUAUGCAUGUACACCGGAGGAGCGCGCGUGAAUGGCGCGGUGUUGACGCAGUAUGAGACGGUCGAGCUUUUGGAGAGGGUGUGGGUGGAUAAUGGGGGCAGGAUCGAUGUUGGGAGGGAGUAG
Molecule: messenger RNA, 1086 nt
Organism: Psilocybe cubensis
Lineage: Eukaryota; Fungi; Basidiomycota; Agaricomycetes; Agaricales; Agrocybaceae
Exons: 2
Coding region: 1-1086 (361 amino acids)
Source: RefSeq, a predicted model, not a curated record